Messenger RNA from Phytomonas sp. EM1, 1299 nucleotides. Lineage: Eukaryota; Euglenozoa; Kinetoplastea; Trypanosomatida; Trypanosomatidae. The record is from the annotation of a GenBank genome assembly.
AUGGGCUGUGAUGCUUCUCACGCUUUAAGGAUCAGUAUCGCUUCCGUGAAAUUAUCCCCCCCACCGCCCAGUGAUCCCCUAACAGAGCAGGGUGAUUGGGAGGACUCCAGCGAUGGGAUCGGUGGGGCCUGGAAGGAAGACGAUCAAUAUGGCUUCGCUGUAGCUGCUAACAGUGAUGAGGUACGACAGGCACAUUUCGGCCCAACGUGGUCUCGAUUCACCACUGUUGGACGACUCGCUUUGAAGAAGAUGAAGGAAAAUAACAGCAAUGGUGACGAUCCGAAUGUGCCGGGGAAGGUACAUUACCCCACCGUUGAAGAGAUGCACGCGCGGGAGCUGAACACGAAGCGCAAACUUAUGGAAAACAAUUUUGAAAGCUAUGAAGAGUACUUAGCUGCCACAUAUGGCGGUGAUCAUAGCAAGGAGGAUUGCACUGGAGAGGUGCCCUUACACGAGAAGGAAACAUCACCAACAGGCGGCAAUGGUGAUGUUGGACUGCACACUGAGGCCGAGAUGGAGCGAGCCUUUUCGGUUGUGGAUGGCGUUGAUGGUCUGGAUCGUAUGGCGCAGCGGAACCUCGCGCGUGAGGAAUUGGUGAAUCUCGAGGCGACCGAGGAUACCGAGGCGGUGCCACUGCCGAACUUCAUGUUGAUCGACACCGAUGACCCGAAGGCUUUGGAGGCAGCUGAGGUAGAUUCUUUCCGUCCUCCCGUUCGCAGAGCAUCCGCUAACAGACGGGGCACCUGUGCGAGUGAUGGGUCGCCGGAUAUCCCUGGUUCUUUUCAAGAAGCUGUCAUCAGGGCGCUGCCGGGUGCGCACUCGGACCCCCGUCUUCCAACUGAGGAUCCCAUUCACUGGGGCACCGACGCGAUCCUUCUCUUCCUGGAGCUGUUUGAGCAGCUGUCGGAUGGCGAUACGACGGCGGCACGCGUGGCGACCGACGGAGAUAUGAUGAACACCUUUUGGAUGGCUAAAGUAGAUGGCAAGAUGUUGCUGAAUGACGUGACACCGCCCCGUUUGUUUCGUGUUAUGCGCCGUUGGCACGUGCAACGGAUGAAUAUCGUUCGGGCAGCCUUCCAAAGUCAUGAUGCUCCUAUUCCCGAGGUGGCUAACGCUGGGGGCGGUUCGCAUCCCUCGAACCCUGAGGGAUAUCGUUACGACGCCACCGGCGUUGAAUUGAGUGAGCGAACGAAGGAGGUUAUCGCGCGUCUCUGUCGCAAACUGGAGGAAGCGGUGCAGCCUCUAGAUUCUGAGAUGAUCCAGGAGACCAUAUUGUUGUGCUUUCCAUACGCCCGGUAG